Molecule: messenger RNA, 1745 nt
Organism: Callorhinus ursinus (northern fur seal)
Lineage: Eukaryota; Metazoa; Chordata; Mammalia; Carnivora; Otariidae
Gene: ZNF296
Product: zinc finger protein 296
Biological process (GO): regulation of transcription by RNA polymerase II; negative regulation of dendrite development
Cellular component (GO): nucleus
Molecular function (GO): DNA-binding transcription factor activity; RNA polymerase II cis-regulatory region sequence-specific DNA binding
Source: RefSeq, a predicted model, not a curated record
AUGCAGUGGGCUCAGCUUUGAUCGAGUUUGGCUGCCGCCCGGGGCCCCUGGGGGACCGCCCCGUCCUCUCCCGUCAGGCCCCGCCCUGGUGGGCGGAGCCACGGGCCGGGCCAGCACGUGUGAGUUCGCCGCGGGUCGCCGCAGUCACUCACCUGAGCGCCUCGGACUGAGCGCGCACGGCCCCCGCGUCCUCCUCCCGCCAGCCCGCCCGCCCGCCCGGCCGGCCCUCGACUCAUGUCCCGCCGCAAGGCCGGCUGCACGCCUCGCCGAGUAGACCCCGCGCCCGCCUCCAACACAGACGACGAGAUGGAGAUGCCGGACCUCGUCAUCGAAGUGAAGCCCGAGCCAGACGCGCGGUCCCUACAGGCCCCGGGGCUGGGGCCCUUCUCCCCGAAGGAAGUGCCCGCGCCGGGGCUGUUCGAGGGCGAGCCCCGCCACUCCCCCGACCCCGUGCCCGCCGGGAGCCCUCUCCACGCCCCGGGCGAGCGGAACCAGUGGGCGCUGUGGACGCCACUGAUCCUCAACCCUCGCGCAGACCGCCAGCCCUGGACUGACAAACACCCAGAUCUGUUGACCUGCGGCCGUUGCCUGCAGACCUUUCCGUUGGAGGCCAUCACUGCUUUCAUGGACCACAAGAAGGUGGACUGUCAGCUUUUCAGAGGCCCCAGCCCCUGCCAGGGCUCAGAACGCAGGGACCCCAAGGCCUUGAGCUGCUUCCGCUGCGGGAGACAGUUCACAGGGGCCUGGAAACUGCUGCGCCAUGCCCAGUGGGACCACGGGCUGUCCAUCUACCAGACGGAACCUGAGGCCCCAGAAGCCCCGCUGCUGGGCCUGGCGGAGGUGGCCGCUGCCGUGUCGGCAGUGGUGGGGCCGGAAGCGGAGGCCAAGGGCCCCCGGGUGAGCAUCCUGCCCCGGCGGAGCCCCACCUGCCCUGUGUGCGCGAAGACCCUUAGCUCCUUCAGUAAUCUCAAAGUGCACAUGCGCUCGCACACCGGCGAGCGGCCCUACGCAUGUGACCAGUGUCCCUAUACCUGUACCCAGAGCAGCAAGCUCAACCGCCACAAGAAGACCCACCGGCAGCUGCGGCCUCAGAGCCCCUGCGGGGCCAAAGCCAGUCAGGAACAGGCCUCUGCUACCGCCCCUCCGGAGCCCGCCGCCCAUGCAGCUGCCCCGGCCAGCAGCCUGCUGUGCAGCAGUGGGGAGGGCGCCGGGGCAGCAGCCACAGCGGGCGUCCAGGAACCCGGGGCUCCUGGCGGCGGGGCCAGCUGGGGACCUACCCCCAAGGAACACACAGCUGAGCCUGCCAAGAGCCAGACGUCCCCCAAGAAGAUGCCCAAGCCGGCGGGCAAGAGCCGCGGGCCCGGGGGCAGCUGCGAGUUCUGCGGGAAGCACUUCACCAACAGCAGCAACCUGACGGUGCACCGGCGCUCGCACACGGGCGAGCGGCCGUACGCCUGCGAGCUCUGCUCGUACGCCUGCGCGCAGAGCAGCAAGCUCAACCGCCACCGCCGCAUGCACGGCCUGGGGCCCGGCAGCGCCCGCUUUGAGUGUCCCCACUGCUGCGUGCCCUUCGGCCUGCGCGCCACCCUGGACAAACACCUGCGGCAGAAGCACCCCGACGUGGGCGGGGAGGCCUGAGCUGCAGGGAUGCCCUCCCUGUUGGUCCUGGCACCGCGCGGGGGGGGCCGCUGCUGCUCCACGUCCUUGUCCUUCCUCCGCCGCCAGUAAAGCCUCCCGCCCAGUCA